This is a messenger RNA of Boleophthalmus pectinirostris (great blue-spotted mudskipper), 661 nucleotides long. RefSeq names its product inward rectifier potassium channel 16-like. Lineage: Eukaryota; Metazoa; Chordata; Actinopteri; Gobiiformes; Gobiidae. Gene Ontology annotation, cellular component: plasma membrane. The transcript has 2 exons. The record is from RefSeq and is a predicted model, not a curated record. Gene Ontology annotation, biological process: potassium ion import across plasma membrane; regulation of monoatomic ion transmembrane transport. Gene Ontology annotation, molecular function: inward rectifier potassium channel activity. Bases 281 to 661 code for a protein of 126 amino acids.
GAGUCGCCUCCUUCACCUGGACACCUCGCGGCUCACCUGGACAAAAAGGGGCGGGGCUAAAGAGUCACCUGUCUCACCUGUCUCACCUGUCCCACUCACCUGUCUCACCUGCCCCACUCGCCUGUCACUGUAGUCCGGUCGGGUCGGACAGAAGAGGACGAUCCAGAGACGUCACGUGAUCAGAGACAGAAAUAAACCAGGACCGAACCAGGACCAAACCAGGACCGAACCAGGACCGAACCAGGACUAAGUCUGGACCGAGGCUGCAGGUUCCUCCAGGAUGUCCAAGGCUCAGUAUUGUUCCGUGAACUCCUCUGAAGCCCCGCCCCCCGCCCCCUCUGGCCACGCCCCCUGCUCCCGUCAGAGGUUCGUGCGUAAAGACGGCUCAGGUAACGUGAUUUUCCGGCACGUUCCGGAGGAGUGGCUGCUCCUGGUGACGGACAUCUUCACGACGCUGGUGGAGAUCCGCUGGAGGGUGAUGUUCCUGGUCUUCGCUUUGUCCUACAUCCUGUCGUGGAUGUUCUUCGGGCUGCUCUUCUGGGUCAUCGCCAUCGCCCACGGGGACGUCCAGAACCCGACCUCCGACCCCUGCGUGUACGAGGUCAGGAGCUUCACCGCCGCCUUCCUCUUCUCGCUGGAGACGCAGACGACCAUCGGGUGA